UUUUUGUUAUCCCCUAACAGUGCAUAGGAUGCACACCAAAUAAAAGAUUUCCUAUCACUUCUUUGUUUCCCUAGGAACAUUUGUCUAAACUAGCAUCUUAAAACACUGUUCUUCAGAGAGAUUUCUCUCUAACUCCUCAAAUAAAACCAGAUGUCCAUCAAGAGCCCUUCACUGGAUGGCAUGUGAAAGCAGAAGCCACCACUCCCAAACAUUCUGCUUUAAGAGUCCUGCCUGGUUAUUGCUCAUAGCAGCCAUCAAACUGUAUUUAUUUCAAGCAGAUAUGCAUUUGUGGAGGUAUUAACUGCUUUCAUUGUAUUCUGCAUUCCAGGAACAUACAUGAGAAAGUAAUUCCCAAGAGUAACACAAGUAGGUAUGAAUCUCCCACAGUUGAUGUCAAUUACUUCGUCUCUAUUUCUUAAAUUAUACUGCAUCUAUAUAUGAUUCACUUGUGCUGUGCCUGACCAUAUUAACCAGUCAGAUUUGUUACCCCUACACAAAGGUACAGUUUUUACCUGUGCUUAACACACAGGUAAACAUACAUUAUAGGGAUCCUCACACUGUUACUGCCACCACACACUUUCCAAGACAUCCAUCUAGAGCAUCCCAGUGCUGAAGGGAUUAACUGGGCCACCAACCAAACUGAGCUUCCCAAUAGACUGAGGGUCCUUACAUAUUUUCUAUUCACCUGCUGGGUGAUGUUUCAUUUCUGUCUAGAAUUCUAAUUACUUUCUGUACUAAACAACAGUUUUGAUUGCUACAGAUUUUUCUGCCAUCAGAAAAUAUGCUCAAAUACAACAAAAACAGGCCACAGUCAGUAAUUAGCAAUAAAAGCUUGAGCAGUUUAUGUUGUUCUUUUGCCCUUCCCAUUGUCUUAAACCAGCCAGUCUUUGUUCCUCCUCCCUUGCCAGAAAGUGUGACAUGUCUUUUGGCUUUUCUGUAUGGUGCAAUGCAGAUCUAUAACACUGUACAAAAGCAUUUUAUAGACUGAUCUUUGUAGCCAUAAAGAAUGGCUGUCUCCAAGGUUAAUGGAGUAGUAGAAAUUAGAUGUAAAUAGUUACUGAAGUGAGUAGGCAGAAUUGAAGGACUUUUUCCAAGGCGAAGAUUUAGACACGCUGUACCUGUCUAUAGAGAACUUCUAAAAUUCAGACUCUUCAAACUUUGCAUAGUGGGAAAUGGACUUCUGAAGUCACUGUUCAUAUGGCUUUAUAUAGUAAAUAAAAUUUGCAUGUUAAUUUAAGGUUAAAAAUUAUUCUGGCAGAUAAACUAUUCAAGGCAGAUAUUUCCACAUUCAGUAUUUAGGAAAACUGAGAGAAAAUGAGGGCAGAUUUGGAGCUGUGGCAGACAUCCAUACCAUUCAUGCAGCUUCUCUAAAAAACACCAUAGCUUUUUGUUUCCAGUAAUGAUCCAUCCUCUAAAAUGGAGGAAACUAAUUUGCAUUUUAAUAACAGCUGUAUCCAUUUGUACGAAAUCAACUUCACUGCAUUACAGAGAAUAGAGAAUGGAGAAGAAAACAGCCUAAGACAAAUACUACCAGUGAAAGACAGUAAUGUUGUUUUCUUUUUGAGUAAAGAAGAGGGAAGGGGAUUGUUUGUUUGUUUUUAUUUUAGUUUUUCUUGUAUAUAUGUAACUUGCCUAACCUUGUCAGCAGUCAUUUUUCCAUGCUAAAGCAGAUGAGGUACCAUGAUGUCAAACAAAUCUUUAGUAUAAUGUAAGCAGUUUUGGAAGUGAAAUGUUCACUUGGGGCAAGUUUAUUGGAUACUAACCAUGACCUGUUUUUAGAUUUCAGGUAGAUUCUUCAAACUAUUAAGGCUCAUUAAGUUUCAAUUAUUUACCUUACAAAAACAUGAAUAAAACCAAUGUGGUUAGAAAUUCUGAUGUGAUUUUAACAUAUUUUGUGGCCCAUAGACUCUGAGUGAAAUUUUGAAAGGUGCUCAUCUUGAGGCCAACAUUGUGCCAUCAGCCCAUUGUGUUCACUGGGAGCAUAAUAAGGCCAACAGAGAGCACAUUUGUAACUCCCCUUCCUCUGUCUACAAACUGAAAUCAUUGUUAAAUAAAGGACUCAUUGUAGAUGAUUAGUUGAGGAAAAAUAUUGUUGUGAGGGUGUGCAAAAACUGAACAAGCAAAAUACUUAAGGCCACGUAAGGAAUGGAAAAGUCCCAGCUUCAUUUGUACCUCAAAGCAACUUUGUCCGUAAGUAUGUCACUAGCAAGUAUUUUUCUUUCAAAAUCUGCUCUAAAAAUGACUUAAUGAACUACUAAAUACCCUCUUUUACAUAUCUCUUCCAUGUUAUAUUUUAUCUCAGAAAACUUUAAAAAUGUAGUAGCUUGAGAAAAGUGAAUGGUUUUAGAUGUUUCAUUGUAUGCUCUAUUGUAUUCAGACAAAAUUAUGAAUGCUAAGGGCUCUAAAAGCAGCUCCAAAAACCCUUCCUGGAGUGGUUCAUCCUUAUGACAUGUUCCACAGUUCAACUAAGACCGUGCGUGACAGAGUUGCAGCACCGAACUGGUAGUGACAGCUUUCAUGUGCUGUACCUUUGUUCGCCUUUUGAUUUUGCAGAUACAGAAAAAAAAAAAAAGAGAGAGAGAGAAAUCUGUAGAAGUUUUGGAAUAAAAUUGUAGCUUCUGCUGUAGCUAAAUUGCUGCUAAGUGUCUAGGUGAUAAAAGCCUUCUCCUACGCCUGCCGCUCUGAACAACAGGAAAAUGUAUGCAUCUUUUUCCAGUAAGAAAAAGGACUGUGAUAACAUUAGCAUUUAGACAAGACAUUGAGCUGAUGAUUGUGAAAUGCAUUAAUGGAUGUGUGACUAUUUUAAAGGAGCACAUCUAAUGGAUUGUUUAUACAGGCCAUCUCAUUACACUUAUUUAUUUAUUUUAUAGGAUAUUUAAAAAAAAAAAUUGCAUGGAUCAAAAUAAAGCUCUCUUGUGACCUCCUCACCUCAAGGGCCUGCGUUCUACAGAACCAACUCCAGUUUCCAGCCAGUUGCGUGUAGCACUGAAGGAAAAUGAACAUACUGAACAGCCACGACUUUUUGUGCUUUCUGCCUACUACCAUACGCCUUGUCAUCUUACUAGCAGCUCUUACAACUGCUGAGGAUGUGACUAAUAGCACUUUCAACCGCACUGGCACAAACACAGGAUCUGUGCCUGUGGUCAUCUCCCACAUCGACCAUAUCAUAGUCAAGGAGGGGUGUAGUGCCUUGAUUGACUGCAAUGUCCAAGGUAGUCCUAGUCCACAUUACAGAUGGUACAAUUCCAAUGGCCGUCUGCUCCAAGAGGAAGAGAAUAAAGGAAAAUGGUGGUUUCUUGACAAUGGGCUACUAAACAUUACCAGCGUGUCUUUUGAAGACAGAGGUAAAUACACAUGUGUCGCAUCUAAUAUGUAUGGCAGUGUUAACAAUACUGUGACUCUGAGGGUUGUCUUUACUUCCGGAGAUAUGGGAAUCUAUUACAUGAUUGUCUGCCUUGUAGCUUUCACCAUUGUUAUGAUAUUGAACAUUACGCGGUUAUGUAUGAUGAGCAGUCACCUGAAGAAAACGGAGAAAGCAAUCAAUGAAUUCUUCAGAACAGAAGGAGCAGAGAAACUCCAGAAAGCCUUUGAGAUUGCAAAACGUAUCCCAAUUAUCACUUCAGCCAAAACGCUUGAGCUUGCCAAAGUAACACAGUUCAAGACCAUGGAAUUUGCUCGCUAUAUCGAAGAGCUUGCUCGGAGUGUGCCUUUGCCACCUCUCAUCAUGAACUGCAGGACUAUAAUGGAAGAAAUUAUGGAGGUUGUUGGUCUGGAGGAGCAAGGACAGAAUUUUGUACGGCAGACAGCAGAAGGCCAGGAAACCACUGAAACAGAUGAGCUCUAUACGAUCCCAAAUGCUUUGAAGCGCAGUGACUCUCCCACAGCGGACUCCGAUGCAUCAUCACUCCAUGAGCCACCUCAACAGAUUGCAAUAAAAGUGUCGGUUCACCCAUUGUCCAAAAAGGACUGCAUGGAUGGUCAGUCACAAGAAAGUAUGCAGUUGGACACCAAGGAAGAAGACCUUCCUCAAACACCAGCACUUCCUGCGGAGCCCUCUCCUGAGCCUUCUGCCGAACUCAGUUCUGAUGACACAGCAUUGGCAAAUGACACAUGUGUUAUAUAUGAAAGCCAUGUAUGAUAGUUACUCCUGAAUCUAUGCAUAGCAGGAAAAUCAGGUGGAGCUCUUUUAAAAAUACAUAUUGUACUUGCCGCUAAGCCUUACCUGGAGACUAUCAUAGCAAAGCAUGUAUGUGGAUUACUGGCACUUUCUUCUCAGUUUGACUUUAAUUUAUCAUGAUGUAUGACAGAAUAAUUGCUAAUACAUUAAUACAAUUUGCUCUUUUGGAUUAGGAGUAUUUCCAAGAAACAUUUACCUCAGCAUUUUCUAGGCUGGAGUCACAUGUAGUGGCCACCUGGAAGUCACUGGUAGUAUUUGAUGUAGGACACUUGAACUUACUGAACACAAAACUGGUGUGCAUUUUCCUCCUUCACAUUCAUUAUUUUCCAUUAUUUUGUGAAUAUUGUCUUGUGAAUUUGAAUUAUUGCCCAAGAGGUAGCACUCCAGUAGCCAAAUAAAAUCCUAACAGAUUACUUUUACAAAGCCUGUUUGCUUAGCUGCAUUGUGAUUGAGAAGGCCAUUAAAGAAAGUUAAAAUGUUUCCAUUUCAUUUGAGACCAGCCUGCUUAGGCACAAGGGAAAUAGUUUUCCCUUUUCCACUGAAUGAAGAUGCCAAUGAGUGGGUGUUUGUUUUUGUUUUUUCCCUUGUCAAGAAACAACUUUAAGGUGUAUGUUACAGAUUGGAAAGCCCUUCAACAUCUUACAAAAAUUUGCAGUCAGAGGCCUGCAGGUUUUUUCUUGCAUUUGUUCAUCUGUCUCUGACUUUGCCUUAAGUUUGUAAAGAAAACAGUUGCAAGUUUGCAAGAUGUCUUGCAUUUAAGUAAUUUGGUAGGAAUAUGUGCAGUGUUACUGGAAGACAUGCAGGUGCAUUAACAAUCCUGCAAACUUCAGUAAUCAGCUGAUGACAAGGCAGAAGACCCUUUUACUGGGAUUCUCAAUAUUGUGCAGGUUUUUAUUCUGGGGAUCAAGUCUAAAUUCAUCUUUGAGCUUAAGGUGGAGAAUGUUUUAUCCAAAUAAAAAAAGCGUGCUGUAAAAUUACAAUGACAGUCGCACAAACUGUUUACUGAGUUAUAAUUUCUUUGAUAUUUUAAGAACCUCCCACAUAUGUAGGAUGUUUCCUACUUGAGAACAUGUGAUUCUACCCCAGUAAAACUUUAAGUAUUACAGCAAUUAGGACACAUUAAAAAAGGAUUAACAUUUAUGCCAGGAGUGGAAGGAAGGUGGUCAUUUCUAUUGCAGACAGACAAUAUAAAGGACCUUCUUUGGAGCGAGUCUGGAAAGAAAGCACUUAAAAAGGGGAGUUUCUUUAGGGUUAAUAGCAUAUUACUUUAUUAUCUGACACAUAUUUAAUUUGGAAUUAAGGAAUGUACUAUCAUCAAGUAGUUUUUAAGGAAGACUGUAGUAUAUGUAUAGAUAUUCAAAUAUGGAACCUAGUGUAUCGCAAAAAAAUAAGUCACUAAGGUCUACGGAGAGGUGAUACGUGGAUGGGUCUCUGGAUAUUUUAUUGAAGUAGUCACAUCUACAUAAGGUGUCCUUUGGAGGUAAUCAGCUAUGUCAGCUGCACACAUCAUUGAGACCAAGCAAAGUCAACAUGGCAGCUAUCCAAAAAAACACACUGAUAACAGAUUGAGGGAUUUUUUUGUUCAGUUCUUCAUAUUAAAGUGCAGAGCUUCACUAGCAGCGUAAUACAGGAACACCUUGUGACUUGCCUUUCUAUGAUUAUUAAAAAAAUACUUGUUUAAUAAAGGACUUCAGAUUUUGCGACAAACUCAUGAAAAUGACAGCAUUUAAUUGCCUGACAUUUGUGCUCACCACUGUGGUAAGCAUCUCUACAAAAUACAUUUGCACAUAUCCAAAAGGAGACGUGCAAGGGCAAAACCCCUUAAGGAGUGGGGCUGGAAACAUUUUAGAGAGAAGCAAUAUAAAUCUAGAACGCAGGGUAAGAAUGCCAUGAGGAACCUCACACCUGACCAGCAUGAUUUCAGACACUUGUGAUGCAAGCUUAAUUCCUUGCCUGAGUCCAAAAUACAUUUCUGUUUGCUGUUCAUCUCAGUUUUUCUUCAAGUCACUCACUUUGUUUCUAGUUUGAAAAAGGGUGAGGGAAGAAACAAAAGCAGGAACUUGCACUAAAUUCCUUUCAUUCACUUUGAUCUCCUUAAAAGAGGUGUCUUGAUUUUUCUUCCUGCCCAGUAUUUACAAACAAUGGUAACACAUUUUAUAAGUUAGCUGCUUGGUGACCAACUAAGAUUGCUCAGAUGAGCAAGGAUAUUCUCCUUCAAUAACUUUAAAAUUACACUUUAAAAAACAGUUUCAAAAUUAAACUACAGUAUUUAAUUUUGAUUGCUUUCUAAUUAUGAAUUUUUUACAGUGCAGACCAGACUCCUUCAUGUAUUCAUGUGGUGAUUGGUACUAGGCCAUCCUGAUCCUGAGUGUCUGAUCCUGUUUAGUGUGUCUGUGGAAACUUCCUUGUCAGUUUAUAUUUUUUUCCAAAGAUUGCCCACAAAGAGCACGUGUUUAUAUACAGACAUACCUUGGGAACCAUUUAUGAGCAACAGUUACUUGGAAUAGAUGCACGUAAUAGGUACGGUGCUGAAUUUCUGCUGUUGCAAAGUCAAAGGGAAAUUCUCAACUGACUUUGCUGGAGUCACUGAUUGCCAGGAGGUCACAGCCAGUCUGCUGUAAAGCCUUUGGACAUUUAGCUUGGUGGUAUUACUGGAAUAAAAAACAGAACAGUGCUGUACCUAAAGAAAAUACAGGUUGUAAUGCUUCUGUUUUAGAAAUUUGUUCUUUUAUGUGUCUACUAUAUAACACCUGAAAGCAUAAAGCUUUUUCAGUGCUUUCAGGUACUUCCUUUGUGGUAGGUAUGUGGGCUGCAAGAUCAAAACCCUUUCCUCUUCCAAAUUUUCUGGCUUUGUUUUCAUAAAGUAAGCAAUUUUUUUUUUUCCAGUACUUCCUAGGGAAUGGCUAUUUUAUGUCACAAGAACACUAUUAACAAAUAUAAAAUGUUUGAUGGUUCAAACGAAACAUUAACAUUUGCAUUGUUGUGUGUUUUUGUUCAGGGACAUUAAGUGAUCUGUUGGACUCUGCACACCUUUUGCUACACUGUUCUAUUUAUUAUAUCAUAUAGCAGCAAUUGUUCUUAAAGUGCUCAGCAUCUGGAAAAUCCUGUCCAAGAUAUUUGCAUUUUAAAAGCAUAAGGAAUAACAGGCCUGCUCAGAAAGGAAAUGAGAUUUGCAGAAUAUAUUUACAUUAUUUAAAAUGUUUUUGCUGGAACUUCAUGAAACAUGACUAGAUUUCUGCAGCACAAUAAAUCAAUGUUGGAUUUGAUUUUUGACACAUGCUGUUCUUUUUGCACUAAAUGUAAGAUUGUAUUAAUCAGACCACUUGAACACUGUGCUCACUAUUUACUGACUUAGCAUUUUCUUUCUGAUCAGCACUUGUUUACUGCUGACCCUCUUCUGUUACCUGAAUGAGUAUGCUUGUGAUUAAACCUCUACCCUUCACUCAUUUUUUAAAGACUGUAAUUCAAAAAUUUUUAGAAAGUAUAGAUCAGCAUUUUAUGCAGGUUUGUUGGUAUUAGGUGAGGCAUAGCAGUUUGCUUCUGUGCUUAAAAAUUACUGUGUAAUCAUCAUAAGUCUUGCUGAAUGGCAUAUAUGGGCAGAUGUUGAUUUUUUUUUUUAAAUCAGUGCCUGUUUUAUUCUAAUGUAGAUAUUUAUCUAAUGUAAACAUCAGUUCCUCAACUUGCAGUUACCUUUUGACAAAAGUACUGUAACAUAAUCAGGGCUUUCUGACCUUCAUUUUGAUUCAGAGCAACUAAUUCUGAAAAGCAUUAAGUGUUGAAUUUUAAAAGUUCUCAUGCUUUUUUAAGAGUAUGCCAUUCUUCAUGGGACAACUGAAAGCUUCUUAGACAGAAAGGAAUUGUUUGCACUAAAGUAUCCUAUUUCAUUUAUUUUGAAAUCCUUUUUAAUUUUAUUAGACAUAUAAGAUAAUGAUGUUCUUUGGAGAAGCAGCUCCUGUAUUUUGAUUUAAAUAACUGCUACAAUUUUAUAGUUCACAUCCAUAAACCAUAGAGACCAGUUCAUGCUCCAGUGGCAAAAAGAAUUGUUAUCCAGCUUGUAAAUUGUUCAUUGUUUCAAUAAAGAAUUUGCACUGACUAUGCUGAGUUUGUAUACACUCAAAAAGAUGGCAGUUGCCUCAUAAGAGUACACCAAGGCUACAGUUCAAAUGGAAGUAAACUACGGCUUUCAUUGUACAUGUGCUCAUACACCAGAACUUUGAUCAAGAGAAAGAGUUAUUUGUCUAGACAUAAGUUUUAAUAAAGCUUUGAAAGAGAA
Numida meleagris (helmeted guineafowl) is the source of this 8450-nucleotide messenger RNA. RefSeq names its product microfibril associated protein 3 like (gene MFAP3L). The transcript is spliced from 2 exons. Bases 2996 to 4138 code for a protein of 380 amino acids. NCBI's taxonomy places the organism in Eukaryota, Metazoa, Chordata, Aves, Galliformes, Numididae. The record is from RefSeq and is a predicted model, not a curated record.